AUGACCAUGUGGCUGGCAGAGGUGGUGCGCCGGGUAUCCCCUCGCAGCAGGAUGAGUGCCCUCUCCGCAGUUGCCCCGGAGUUAUCCUUCGGUGCAGGGGAGGGUCGCGGGCCGCAGUCCGGGAAGAGGAUGAAGCUGCUGCAGAGGAAGGGCCUGCUUUGGGGAGCGUGCGGCUUCCUGACCAACCUGGCCGUCCUCUGGGCCCUGUGGAGCUGGGGACGGUGGUGGGGGUGGUGGCAGGUGGACGAGGACUCCGCCCUGGCUCCUGGCUCCUUCUGGAGGACUGGCUGCCCGCUCGAGUCGCUGUGGAACCGGGAACGGAGGGAGAUGGCGUGGAGGCUGGGAGGGGAAGGAGGAGGAGGCCUGUGUGGGCCUGACCUCGAGGUAGCGGACACCUUCGUCGACUUCCAGCACCUGCCGCAACAGAUGCAAGACUUCCUGCUGUACCGCCACUGCCGCCGGUACCCGCUGCUGCUGGAGCCCCGGGGUCUGUGCCGAGGCCCAGGCGAGGUGAAGCUGCUCCUGGCUGUCAAGAGCCAGGCCUCGAGCUUUGACCGCCGCCAGGCCAUCCGGCAGACCUGGGGGGCCGGGAGGCACCUGGGGGUCCGCCUCCUCUUCCUGCUGGGCCGGCAGGGCCACCCCGAGCUCUCGGGCCUGCUGGGCUGCGAGAGCCGUCUCCACGGCGACCUGCUGCAGUGGGCCUUCCUCGACACCUUCUUCAACCUGACCCUGAAGGAGGUGCUGUUCCUGGCCUGGAUGGGGCACCGGUGCCCGGGCGCCCGCUACGUCUUCAAGGGCGACGACGACACCUUCGUCAACACCGGAGGCCUACUCGACUACCUGUCGGGCCUAGGCCAGGUACAAGGCCUGGACCUCUUCGUCGGCGACCUCAUCGUGGGGGGCCGGCCCUCCCGCGACGCCUCCCUCAAAUACUACGUGCCAGGGGCCUUCUACAGUGGACUAUACCCGCCGUACGCGGGCGGCGCUGGGGUCCUUUACUCAGGACUCCUGGCCCGACGCCUGGCCCGGGUCUCCCGCUCCGUACCCCUCUUCCCCAUCGAUGACGUCUACACCGGCAUGUGCCUGAGGCGCCUGGGCCUCUCGCCCGUCCACCACCCGGGCUUCUGCAGCUUCGGCCUCAGCCCCAACGUCACCAACCCCUGGGACCCGUGCGUUUACCGCCACCUCCUCGUGGUCCACCAGCGCAGCCCGCAGGAGAUCAUCCGCCUCUGGAGGCUCCUACACCAUCCCAACAUCAGCUGUCAGCCUGGGCCUUCAGCCUUAGACCCAGAGUGGAGUUGCAAUUAG
Molecule: messenger RNA, 1308 nt
Organism: Hemiscyllium ocellatum (epaulette shark)
Lineage: Eukaryota; Metazoa; Chordata; Chondrichthyes; Orectolobiformes; Hemiscylliidae
Product: N-acetyllactosaminide beta-1,3-N-acetylglucosaminyltransferase 2
Exons: 2
Coding region: 1-1308 (435 amino acids)
Cellular component (GO): membrane
Molecular function (GO): hexosyltransferase activity
Source: RefSeq, a predicted model, not a curated record